AUGGUGGCGCAGGCGACGUCGGAACCAAGUCUGCAGCCCCUGCCAGAAACCGCUCAGAGGGCACCCGGAAACUCGACUACCAGCAACAACCUCUGGGCGACGAAAUUGGCGCCUCCCUACCUGGUAGACGAAGCCUCGUUUACGGAUGCCUGCAAGCGACUAUCGUCGGUGGAAGACUCUGCCCUUCUCGGGAAGUCCGGUGCCGGAGGCGGGAGUCCGGCUACGGCCGCGGGUUUGGCCGCUGACAUAGCGGGGCCGGAGGAGUCGCUGAUGCGAUCGCUGGGGUGCCUUGCCAGCUUCAGGGUUGCCCCGGAACUCCUCACCUCUCACGGCCGUGGCACCGCCAAGCGCCUCAAGCGCCUCUCCAAGUCGGAGGUGUGGGGCCCUGACGUCCGCAACGCUGCCGCUCGUCUCCUCCGGGCGUGGAGAGGGGUGGUUGACGUGGGCGGCGGCGCGACCGCUUAUUCCAAGGCGGCGACAAAGAGGUCACAAGACGAGGAGCGUGGUGGUGCUGGCAGUGGUGGCGGUGGUGCUGGUAGCAGUGAAGGUGGAGCCAAGGCUAAAGUUGGGGCUGAACAAAUCGUUGAUCGCGUCCGGCCGGCGGCCUCGACAAAGCCGAGGCUAGUGGGAGAGAAAGAGCAGGAGGAGGAGGAGAAUGACGAGCAGCAGGGCAUAUCAAGCUCGGGACACAAAUCCCCAGCACCGAUGCCUGACGCUGGUUCAUCCAGUUCCGACUUUUCUCCGAAAGUCACCUGCCCUCCGGAGAAGCAACAGAAGGAGCAGCAGCAGACGCCCAAACGGCCGAGCCUGGUACCCGCAGCUCUUUGGGACCGGCUUUCGCAAGAGUUCAACGUUUCUCAGCUGAGGGCAAUAUGGGCGGCCGCGGCGAGCGCGCGCGAAGCCCACGAGGAUCUCGCGGCAGCCGCUAGAGGGAACGAUGGACCGGCGACUCCUGAAACGGCGGUGCUGGCUGAGAGGCGCGCUCCGGUCAACCACGCGGCGGCGGCGACAGCGAAUCGAAGGGAAGGCGGAGCGCGAGGAGGAGGGUCGAAGGGGGGUGUGGUGCUGUUGCAGGGGCCCCCGGGCACCGGUAAGACCCGCACCGUUCUCGGGGUCGUGAGCGCCAUCCUUGCCCGCCGCGAGGAGAAAGAUUGUGCUAGCGGUGGCGGGCGUAGCGGAGCGAGCGCUCGAGGUAUGGGCACCACGCUGGCGCCUGAGGCGCGCCAGAAGCGGCCCGGGGUGGCGGGUAGGUGGGUUGCGGCGAAGACGCACCAACGGGUACUCGUGUGCGCCCCUAGCAACGGUGCUGUGGACGAACUCGCCCAACGGCUGGCUCUGGAAUCGGGCGGAGUUUGGGACCAGCGCGGGAAUGCUACUGCGCCGAGGGUGGUUCGCCUGGGAAAGCCCUCGGAAGACGCGGCGGAUCGGGUCAAGGCCGUGUCUCUUGAGUUCAUGGUAGAAGAGAGAGUGAAGCUCCACGCCAAGAGCGCCGAGGCGAGAAAUGCCGAGACGAAGAUCAGAGAAACCCACGCUCGUAUCGACGAGGCCGGACGUGCCGUGAGGAGCGGCGACGUCGGCGAGGUUGGCGGUAUGGCUGGAAUCGGAAGCGCAGAGAACAGGGAUGCCCUCAGGAGCCUCGACGUCGAGCGCGGCAAGAUCAGGCGCUCGCUCGUGAGCAACGCCCAGGCAAGGCUUGGUUGAGCGUGGUCGAUCGCGUGGACGGCGAGGGCCGAAACGAACGUUGGAAAGGCCGCAGAGCGGGAGCCCCAGCAGCAGCGGUAGCAGCACCAGCACCAGCGUGUGAUGGCGUAGAAAGCCGUGUGAGGAAGGCAUUUCUGUGUUUGGCGAUGUUAGAGGCCACAGAGGGGCAGCAGCACGGCGGACGAUUUGUCGACCGUUUGAAGCAACGGGCUUGCCCAUCUCCCUUCGGCGACAUUCUCACGCUUAUUUCCAUUUUGCCGCUGUCUUUGGCGAGCCGUUGUAGCCACCCUGCACGCCCCUCGCCCUUGCAGGUUGUGUGCGCCACGCUCUCCGGAUGUGGGUCAGGACCCAUGGUGGAGGCGGUAAGCCUUUCAGGCAAGGGCUUCGACACCGUUAUCGUAGACGAGGCUUGCCAGGCCACGGAGCCAAGCACACUGAUACCCCUGUCUUUAGGUUGUAAACGCCUCAUCCUAGUAGGAGACCCUCGACAGCUUCCGGCGACGGUUAUCAGCCAACGGGCGGCCCGG
Molecule: messenger RNA, 2228 nt
Organism: Ectocarpus sp. CCAP 1310/34
Lineage: Eukaryota; Phaeophyceae; Ectocarpales; Ectocarpaceae
Source: the annotation of a GenBank genome assembly